This is a messenger RNA of Meriones unguiculatus (Mongolian gerbil), 3164 nucleotides long. It is a transcript of the gene Slc25a16, whose product is annotated as solute carrier family 25 member 16. NCBI's taxonomy places the organism in Eukaryota, Metazoa, Chordata, Mammalia, Rodentia, Muridae. Gene Ontology annotation, cellular component: mitochondrial inner membrane. Gene Ontology annotation, biological process: transmembrane transport. The coding region runs from base 305 to 1183 and encodes 292 amino acids. The record is from RefSeq and is a predicted model, not a curated record. The transcript has 10 exons.
GUGGCACAGGUCCCCAUGGCGGUGGCGGCGGCGGCCCUGGCGGCGGCCGACCCUGCACCCGCGGUGCCGCAGGCGGCGGGGAGCGGAGGCCCGGCCUCGCGCCGAGACUUCUACUGGCUGCGUUCCUUCCUGGCCGGAGCACCACACAUGGGGAGAGAUUAGGAGUGGACACUGCCCUUGCUGUGGGAUGGAGGAUGUUAAGCUAGGACUGUCCAGUGCUGCUGCUGAAGGGUAGAACCACUGCUUGAGCAGUUAUCUAUACAGCUGCAUAUCUACAUGCCAGAAGUUGAAGCAGUUCCUAAGUAUGGACCAAGGUAUCGCUGGAUGCUGUGCCAAAACCACAGUUGCUCCUUUGGAUCGAGUAAAGGUUUUAUUACAAGCUCACAACCACCAUUACAAACAUUUAGGGGUACUUUCUACUCUGCGUGCUGUUCCCAAAAAAGAAGGCUACCUUGGAUUAUAUAAAGGAAAUGGUGCAAUGAUGAUUCGAAUUUUUCCCUACGGUGCAAUCCAGUUCAUGGCAUUUGAACAUUAUAAAACGUUCAUUACUACAAAGCUGGGAGUUUCUGGUCAUGUGCACAGAUUAAUGGCUGGAUCCAUGGCAGGCAUGACAGCGGUUAUCUGCACUUACCCUCUUGAUGUGGUUAGGGUGCGCCUAGCUUUCCAGGUGAAAGGAGAGCACACCUAUUCAGGGAUCAUCCAUGCAUUCAAGACAAUUUAUGCAAAGGAGGGUGGUUUUCUUGGCUUCUACAGAGGCCUGAUGCCCACUAUAUUAGGAAUGGCUCCAUAUGCAGGUGUUUCCUUUUUUACCUUUGGUACCUUGAAGAGUGUUGGGCUCUCUUACGCUCCCACCCUGCUUGGCCGACCUUCGUCCGACAACCCCAAUGUCUUAGUCUUGAAAACUCACAUAAACUUACUUUGUGGCGGCGUUGCUGGAGCAAUAGCGCAGACGAUAUCCUACCCCUUUGAUGUGACCCGUCGGAGAAUGCAGUUAGGAACAGUCCUACCGGAGUUUGAAAAGUGCCUUACGAUGCGGGAGACUAUGAAGUAUGUCUAUGGACACCAUGGGAUUCGGAAAGGAUUGUAUCGUGGCUUAUCUCUGAACUACAUUCGCUGUAUUCCCUCUCAGGCUGUGGCUUUCACAACAUAUGAACUUAUGAAGCAAUUUUUUCACCUUAACUAAGAGAAAAAAAUUAUGAUUUGUGGUUAUUUUCCUCAGUAAAUUUCAGAGGGAAGUAUAUAUAUAUAUAUAUAUAUAUAUAUAUGUAUAUAUAUUACCUUAACUAUGAGGGAAACAUUACUUGAAGGGUUGUUUGCCCUGACAUAAGAACCACUGGUGAUUUAAUACUUGAUUUCUUUCAGUUUUUAAAUCAUAGAUCAAAAGUGCUUAGCAUAUCUUUUUUUCUUCUUGAUGGAAUCCAUAUGAAGCCCUGGCUGGCUUAGAGCUCAGUGUAGAGACCAGGCUGGCCUCAUACUUGUGGUAAUCCUCUUGCCUCUACCUCCCAAGUACUGAGAUUCCAGGCAUGUGCCACCAUGCCUGCUCUAACAUACUUUAUGAUGCUAAACAUCAUAGCUUAGAACCCCGAAAAGCCAUCUGGAGCUGACAGUGGUUACAUGUUUGGUUAUUUUAAAGUGUUAUUUGGAAGGGAAAGAGUGCUUGUAUUGGAGUUCAAGAGACUGUCAUUAGUUGUACCAUACUGUUCCAAACUUUUAAUUGUAAUUGUGGUUAUUGGUGGGGAGGGACUGGAAUCAAGUCUAGGCCCUUUGCAUGCCAACCACAUGUUGUACCCACUCACCCACAGCAUGGAAGUGCACACCACUGAGCUACAUUGCUGGCCCUUUUCUUUUUCAGUGUAGUGCUGGGGAUCAAACUCAUGCAUGCUAAUUGUACACUUCCAAUGGCCUACCCACAGCCCUCUAACACUGCUGGUUCUUUAGCCCCACCCUGUCCUUUCUUUCCUCGUGCUGAGGAGUAAACUCAGGGUCUCUCGCCUAUUUUGCUAGAUUAGCACUCUACCGCUGGCUUACGUCCCCAGGCCCCUAACAUUGUGCAGUGUCACUGUAGCACAGUGACAACUGAGCACUUAAGUUCUGUGAAACACAGCCAGCAACGAAGUAGUGCUCUCUUUAUGUUUCUUCUGACAGUUCCGCUCCAGUUGAUAAAAGGACACCUUCUCCUCCAUAGGUUUGAAAAGUAUUUUCUUUAUUUUUAGUCUACUCUCUUUGGGGAUUGAGUCUAGGACCCUGUACAUGCCAGGCAAGUGGUAAACCACUGAGCUACAUCCCCAGCUGUCUUUAAGUAAGAUUAAGUGUUGCAUUUUAAAAGGAGAGAUUCAACAAAUGAAGAAGUAAUCAGGUUUUGUUCAAAUGCUAUUACCAGGUACUUUGAUUUUCCUGAGUUUUAAAAAGCCACUGUAUUUCCCAAAGGAAGUAAUAAUAAAAAUUAAACAUCUUUGCCCUUAAAAUGAGGGUAGCAUUAUAGAUGCUUAUCUUAACUGAUUUGGUGUAUACUAGGAAAUUUAAGUGGACCAUGAAUAUAGAUGAAGCAGUGUUUCUGAUGUAUUAUGUCAAGAUACAGGUUCUUCCAUGUAAAGUAACUUUAGUGAGUAUACUCCUAAGCGUAAAUACAAAACAUGUUUUGAGUGUUAUGUUUUAAAGAAAGUUGCUUAGAAUAUAAGAAUUCUGAUCAUUGUAUUUCGAGCACUUUUCCUCUUGUUGUAAGCAUGAUACAAGGAGUAGAAACAGUCAACCAUCUGUCUUUAGAGAUAGGAAUUUGUAGAACUGAUGUGAUUUUAAGGCAUUAAAACUAAGCUGCAAGAGCUACUUCUGUAUUUUUUGUGUGUAAAGAUUUCUUGUUAUAUCUUGGUAAAGAUUGGAUGAAUUAAUUUCAUUUUUAUAAUCUUUACUUUAAAAAAACCCAUGUACCUUGUGAUUUGUAAAUGUACCAGGAGUGGUGAUAUGUCUGUUUAUAAAGCUCUUUUGUAUAUUUUAAUUUCUGGACCACACUGUAGCUAAUUAUUCUAUUCAGUCUUGAAGUAAUUUAAAUCUAUAAAAUAAAUAUCUCAAUUAUAUUAUCAAUAAAAGAGAACUGAAAAUAUUUUUUAAAAUAAAUUACAUUCUAUGUUACAGAAUCAAUAAGAUAUUAAAAUUAAUUUUUUACCCUU